This is a messenger RNA of Metschnikowia bicuspidata var. bicuspidata NRRL YB-4993, 300 nucleotides long. RefSeq lists its product as uncharacterized. Bases 1 to 300 code for a protein of 99 amino acids. NCBI's taxonomy places the organism in Eukaryota, Fungi, Ascomycota, Pichiomycetes, Serinales, Metschnikowiaceae. The record is from RefSeq and is a predicted model, not a curated record. The transcript has a single exon.
AUGAGGGUUUUGUAUGUAUUGACAUGGGCCAUGGCCGCCCUAGCAUACCAGCAGUUUUGUAAGUGCCAAUGCAACGAGCAGCUGCUAGUCGAGAGAAUCGACCAGUGCAAGCAGUGCACGAAAGAAUGGUGUCUUUUACAAGACGCACAGCUCUGCCUGCCUGAAGAAACGUCGGACUCGAUGAUCAUCAGCUGUUUUCAGAACGAGUCCAAGAAAGAACAGGCGAUUGUGUAUGCGUUCAUCAUUGCCAUAGUCGUGCUUCUAGGCAAGCUGGUCUUGCCGUUCGGGCGGCGCACGUGA